AUGGACAAACUGUGUUACAGUAUAAAUGGAUACCCAGGUUAUUAUGGCACGGUCGGUUCCGGCCGGUUAGGUUCCAGUCAUUUCCCGACCGUUUCCUGCAAACUUCGAGCUGGAAACGGUCAGGAACUGAUCGGAUAUUUCCUGUGCAAUUCCGGCCGGAAUCCAGCGGCAAGGAACCUGCCGGAACUUGCUGGAAUCGGCGAAAACUGUGCCGGAAUCGAGAAGAGCUGUACCGGAACCGACUCAGGUUUCAACGGAUCCAGUCGUCGGAAUGAUCGACCUGGGAUAUCAUUAUGUACAAUGCCUUAG
Molecule: messenger RNA, 309 nt
Organism: Adineta ricciae
Lineage: Eukaryota; Metazoa; Rotifera; Eurotatoria; Adinetida; Adinetidae
Source: the annotation of a GenBank genome assembly